AUGGCUUAUACACAACCACAUCCCCGACUUUCCGUCCUCUCAACGUCUUCCCAAUCUUCAGUCGAACAUUUAUCGCCAACGGCCAGUUCAACCCGGUUUUCUUUACCCUCUGCUCCCUCUAUUCAAGCUACACUCAACAAAGCAGCCCCACAUCGGCCCAAUAUCUACGACAGAAAUCUUAACAAAACGAGAGGAACUGAAGUUUCUGCCUCCGCCUUUGCUUUCUUGUUCUCAGAGGUCGUUCAGUACACUCAGAAACGCGUCAAUGGUAUAAAUGACUUGGAACGUCGGUUGAAUACACUUGGUUAUCGAAUCGGCACCCGGGUGCUUGAGUUGAUGGUUUGGCGGGCAGAGUCGUCGUCGAAAACACCCAAACGAGAAACUCGCUUUUUGCCUGCGUUAAUGUCCAUCCACACUCAAGUUUGGAAGGCUGUCUUUGGGAAAGCAGCUGAUGCCAUUGAGAAGAGUGUAGAAAACGCAGAUGAAUAUAUGAUAAUCGACAACGACCCUCCAAUUGAACGGUACAUUUCCGUACCACGCGAUAUGAGUCAAUUAAGUUGUUCGUCAUUCACUGCGGGAAUCGUCGAAGCUGUUCUCGAUGGGCUUGGUUUCCCGGCAAGAGUGACGGCUCAUAAUACACCAACCUCUCAGUUCCCGUCUCGAACUACAAUACUCAUCAAGUUGGAGAAGUCUGUGCUAGACCGCGAAGAAUUGAUGAAGCAAUAGACAUGCGAUAACUGCAGGAUUUUGUGGGCUUUCUGUGUUGUGUAGGUCGAGGAUGGAGAUAUCGGAGAUAGCAUUUCCUCUCAGUUGAUCAUGGUCAAGGUCAAUAAUAUUGAGAUAUCACCGCCUAUU
Molecule: messenger RNA, 855 nt
Organism: Laccaria bicolor S238N-H82
Lineage: Eukaryota; Fungi; Basidiomycota; Agaricomycetes; Agaricales; Hydnangiaceae
Product: TRAPP complex subunit trs31
Exons: 4
Coding region: 1-726 (241 amino acids)
Biological process (GO): endoplasmic reticulum to Golgi vesicle-mediated transport
Cellular component (GO): TRAPPIII protein complex; TRAPPI protein complex; TRAPPII protein complex
Source: RefSeq, a predicted model, not a curated record